CUUCUUCUUCUUUCCUCCGGAAGAGAUACAGAGCAGAGAUCAAAAAGCCCACAACACAAACUUGAGAGUCGAGAAAAAAUGGCAGAUCGCAGUCAGACUCCUCCUCCGAGUAGCAAUCAGGAUUCGGACACAGACGCAAACAUCAGUAUUACAGUUAAGUUCGGCGGAAGAUCAAUACCUGUCGCUACGUCGCCGGACUCGUCGAUCAAAGAUGUCAAGUCCCUCCUCCAGCUCCUCACCAACGUCCUCCCUCGUGGGCAGAAGCUCAUUUUCAAAGGGAAGAUUUUGGACGAUUCGAUGACGUUGAGGGCAUCGGAGGUGAAGAGUGGGGCCAAGGUCAUGCUCAUGGCUUCCCAAGGGCUACAUCAAGGGGAAGGUCCCAUUUUGAAAGCAGCGCGAGCUCAGCCAAUUAUAAGGGGGACAAACCGUUCUUACGAUGUGGCAAAAGAAAAGGCUGCGGCUACUGUUGAUAAGACGCAUUUGGAACGGUGGAAAAUCACUGGAGUUGUUGCAUUGGCUGAACGCAAUCUGGAGUUCAUACCAGAUGAGGUGUGGGCUUGUGGACCUUCUACAAGGAUCCUCGAUAUCUCUAACAACUCUCUUGAAUGUGUGCCUCUACGAAUUGGUAGUUUGACUUCCAUGCAGAAGUUGCUCAUGAAUGCUAAUGGGUUAUCUGAUCAAUCCAUUAAUUGGGAAGGUCUAUCAUCUCUCAAGUUUCUGACAGUUCUAUCCAUGAAUCAAAAUGACUUAACAGCUCUUCCUCCUGCACUAGGUGCUAUAAGUUCUUUGAGGCAACUUUAUGUUGCUAACAACAAGCUAACUAGUCUUCCCAUGGAAAUAGGACAUUUGACUCAGCUCGAAGUGCUGAAGGUCAACAAUAACAGGAUAAGCACCCUGCCUACACAGAUUGGCGACUGCUUUUCCCUUGUAGAGGUUGACCUUUCGUCAAAUCUUUUGGCAGAACUGCCUGAGACUCUUGGCAACUUGCGAAACCUAAAGGCGUUGCACCUUAGUAACAAUGGGCUCAAAUCACUUCCUCGCAUGCUAUUUACUACAUGCAUCCAGCUCUCUACAUUGGACCUCCAUAACACAGAAAUCACGGUGGAUGUUCUCCGUCAGAUUGAAGGAUGGGAAGAUUUUGAUGAACGUCGGCGCUCGAAGCAUCAGAAACAACUAGAUUUUCGAGUUGUGGGCUCUGCUGAAUUCGAUGAGAGUGCUGAUAAAAAGUGAUGAUCCAAUUCUUGUGAUUUCAGGAAAUGGGGGAUUUCUAAUCUUGCUAGUCGACCAUCUUAAUGAUAUAAUGGAGUAUUGAUUUUCAUCAAAGGCAACAUCUUCCCGUGCAUGGAUUAUAUAUGACAGGCACACUAACAAAUGAAAGAUCUUCUAUCUUCAUAGCAACAAUUUUCUGUCGGGAUUUGUCUUGGCUCUUUGGCCUAUUUUGUUUAGUGUGAUCGUAUGGGAGUUGAAGAUGCACACUCCAAAGGAGAUAUUCUGUAGUAUAAUGUUAGGGCUUGUAAUGUUUCGCUUUAUAA
This is a messenger RNA of Syzygium oleosum, 1532 nucleotides long. RefSeq names its product LRR repeats and ubiquitin-like domain-containing protein At2g30105. The coding region runs from base 79 to 1230 and encodes 383 amino acids. The transcript is spliced from 10 exons. Gene Ontology annotation, molecular function: protein binding. The record is from RefSeq and is a predicted model, not a curated record. Lineage: Eukaryota; Viridiplantae; Streptophyta; Magnoliopsida; Myrtales; Myrtaceae.